Mus musculus (house mouse) is the source of this 960-nucleotide messenger RNA. RefSeq names its product vomeronasal 1 receptor 185 (gene Vmn1r185). Gene Ontology annotation, biological process: signal transduction; G protein-coupled receptor signaling pathway; sensory perception of chemical stimulus. Bases 1 to 960 code for a protein of 319 amino acids. The transcript has a single exon. Lineage: Eukaryota; Metazoa; Chordata; Mammalia; Rodentia; Muridae. Gene Ontology annotation, cellular component: membrane; plasma membrane. Gene Ontology annotation, molecular function: pheromone receptor activity; G protein-coupled receptor activity. The record is from RefSeq and is marked provisional.
AUGAUGAAGCACAGAAUAGACUUCUGGAAUCUGGCUACCAGAAUCAUUUUAUUAUCCCAAACUACAGUUGGAAUUCUGGUAAAUUUCUCUCUUAUGUUCCACUAUCUAGUCCUUUACUACAGAGAAUGCAGAUUAAAGCCUACAGAUUUCAUUCUAUUGCACCUACUGGCAGCCAAUUCCUUGUUCAUUCUUUCUUCAGGAGUGCCCCACAUAAUAGCAUUUUGGGGACUGAAGCAGUUCUUGAAUGAUAUUGUAUGUGAGUUCCUAUUCUAUAUUCAAGGAUUUGGGAGAAGUGUGUCCAUUUGGACCACUUGCCUCUUGAGUGUUUUUCAGGCCAUGACCAUCAGCCCCAGAAAAUCCUGUUGGAAGGAUCAUAAAGUCAAAGCUAUAAUGCACAAUGGCUGUUCCAUUUCCCUCAUGUGGGUCUUGCACAUGCUAAUGCAUUUUAUUAUCUUUGUGUACCCAUUUAUAAAAAUGAAUAGUAAAAAUGUGACAAAACUACAAGAUUUUGGAUACUGCUCAGUAGUAAAGAAACAAAAUAUCACUGAAUUUCUCUAUGCAGCAUUGGUGAUGUUCCCUGAAUUCUUCUUUUCUGUGCUCAUUGCCUGGUCCAGUGGCUCCAUGAUAGUCAUUCUAUUCAAACACAAGAAGAAGGUUCAACAUAUCCAUAGCACACAUGUUUCUAGAAGAAACUCCCCUGAAUCCAGAGCCACCCAGAACAUUCUGGCUCUGGUGUCCACAUUUCUGGCCUUUUAUACUCUGUCCUCCAUUUUAAGAGGGUGCAUUGCUCUUUUGUACAAUUACAAUUGGUGGCUGAUGAACAUAAAUCACAUCACUUCUCUGUGUUUUCCGUCUUUUGGGCCAUGUGUUUUCAUGAGAAGUUACUCCCUCAUGUCUAGAUUCAACUUGGCCCAUUUAAGAAAAAUAAACCUAUCUCCUAACUUAGUUAUAAAUAUGUAA